Molecule: messenger RNA, 1698 nt
Organism: Suillus bovinus
Lineage: Eukaryota; Fungi; Basidiomycota; Agaricomycetes; Boletales; Suillaceae
Product: NUDIX hydrolase domain-like protein
Exons: 7
Coding region: 224-1525 (433 amino acids)
Biological process (GO): NAD+ catabolic process; NADP+ catabolic process
Cellular component (GO): cytosol
Molecular function (GO): NADH pyrophosphatase activity
Source: RefSeq, a predicted model, not a curated record
GGUAAAUUGAUGUUAGGACCACCAAUUUUAUCGUGGUCCACCGUGUAAGUUGGUGUAACCACAGUCACGGUUGGUGCUCUCAAGGCCACGCUGGAAUAGACACGGACCGUGUCGCGCCGUGACCCGCUUGCGGCCUGCCGUCACUUCCGAAUAACUACAUAGUACUGCAGCAGAACUCACGUACGUGUAUCCCUUUCAAUCAUAACCUUCCAAGCACAUCAAGAUGUCCGAAGCAUUUACAAAUUUCCUUGGGGGAUCGCCUCUCAACCGUCUAUCGUGGCUGAGGACAUCUCAUUCAUUCCUCAAUGCAGUCGUCGUUUCACCCUCUACGAGGUGGAUCUUAUUUAAUGGUGGACAGCCACUUAUUGCUUCUCAUACUGGUACACAGAAACGAAGUCUGGCGCUGUUGACCACCGAGGACGUUAAACCCUUGCUCGGUGCAGAGCCGUUCUUUGGUCAAGGCGAGCAGGAAGGGCAACAUUGCGCAUCCGAUUUACCCGUUCUUGAGGCUGCCCGAAUCCAUGGUCUACCAAUAGUAUUCCUUGGUUUGAACGAGACGCAAAGCUCAGGAAGUGCUCUCCCAUCUUCCGAAUUCAAAGAUCCCCAUUCUGCUGUUUCAAAACUCGUUGGAACCGCUUACUUUUCCGCGGAUGUCGCGGACCUCGAUGAGAAUAAGGUCAAUGAAGCUAUAGAGAAUACCCAGCUUGCAAAGGAUGGAUCGACAUUGACUUUUGUGGAGCCACGUGCGGCGAUGUCAAGCCUUGAUGCGUAUACUGCAGCGAUCUUUGCGGAGGCUCGAAGUAUGGUAGAUUGGAACCAAAGGAACAAGUUCUGUCCUGCUUGCGGUUCACCCGCAUAUUCCUUGUGGGCUGGAUGGAAGCUGGGCUGUACAUCCCUUCUUCCCUGGGCCGAUAACACGGACAAGAAGCCUUGUCCCUCUGGGCGAGGGCUGCACAAUUUCUCUCAUCCUCGGACGGAUCCCGUUGUAAUCAUGCUCGCCAUUGAUGAAUCGGGAGAGAAAAUCCUUCUCGGGAGAAAUAAAAAAUUCCCUAGCCAAUUUUACUCCGCACUUGCUGGCUUCGUGGAGCCAGGCGAGUCCUUUGAGGAUGCCGUCAAGCGGGAGAUGUGGGAGGAAGCUGGAGUGAAAGUCUGGAACAUCCGAUAUCACUCUGGACAGCCUUGGCCCUAUCCAGCGAACUUGAUGGUCGGCUAUUAUGCGACCGCAGAUUCUUCUGCGCCAAUCCGUACAGAUUUAGAUAACGAACUCGAAGAUGCGCGAUGGUAUACCAGAGAAGAAAUUCUUGCUGUCUUGAGACAUUCUAGUGGAACUCAAUUCUCCCGUAGUGACUACAAGAAGAUUGCAGAGAUCCAAGAUGGUCCCGAUGACAGUUCUGCGUCGGCGAAACCUCAAGAACAGCUCGUGGAAGUUAAUAACGACGAGCCGCCCUUCAGGGUACCCGCGCCAUCUGUAAUGGCGGGCGUUCUCAUUCAGCAUUGGGUAGAGAAACGCCAGUAUCACAUGUAGAUGCGAACGGGUCUCUAGCGAGAGACAUUCAGUGAACAGGUAAAUCCUGCAGAAGAAUGACAUUGAAAUAUAGAUCUAGAAGAAUGACAAAUGAUUCAAUCUAUUCCAAUUGGUUGGAAGAGCCCAUACAGGAGCGUGCACCAGUGCUAGUGGCAGUGUGCUUAGUAGAACAC